CUCAUGUUGUUUCUAGCUUUUGUUGUGCUUUUGCCUAUUGCAUCCACAUUUGCUUAUUCUAUCAUACCAAAGUUUGAGCAAUUGGUAGUUUACGGUGAUAGUGUUACAGAUAACGGCAAUGUUUAUCGGGCAACCAAUAAAACCUAUCCUGCUUCUCCUCCUUACUAUCAAGGCAGGUUCUCUGAUGGUCCUGUUUGGCUAGAAUAUGUCUCUCAAUAUCUUUCAAUUCCUGUUCAAGACAAUGGCUAUGGAGGUGCCACCACUAAUGCAGAUGAUAUGACUGCUAUCCGCAAUAAUUUCACUGUACCAGGUUUCAUACAGCAAGUUGAAACAAUCCAUGUUAAUACAGCCGAGACAUUGUACAUGGUUGAGAUUGGAGGGAAUGACUUGAUCGGUCUUCUUUAUCCUGGUGCCUUCUUUGAUGAUCAUUAUCCCAAUUAUGAUAUUCAUAGAAUCAGUGAUAAUUUGAUUCAGGGCAUACAAUUAUUGAUAAACAAAUAUCAAGCCCAAGAUAUUGUGUUGAUGAACAUUCCUUCUCUUGAUGUAUUUCCAGGUAUUGAACAAAAACUCAAGAAACAAGCUGCUCAACUUGUGAUUGAUUACAAUCAACUUGUUAAGGAUAAAAUUCAAUCUAUUAAAGGUGCUCGCAUUCAAAUCUUUGACUUUUACAGUUGGGUUCAGCAACAAAUGCAAAAGGCAAAGCAAUACAACAUGAUUACAGACACUGCUUGUUAUGAUGAUGUGACAUCAUGCAAUACUCCCGGAAACUACUUCUUUUGGGAUACGUUCCAUUUUGAGACAAAGGUACACAAAGCACUCAGCGUUUCUAUUCUUAAAAUGUUGAAGAGCAAUUACAAAAUCAAAUCUAAAGUAGCCUUUAUUCAUCAGCCAAAGCAUCUUUAAUAUACCAAGUGGGUUUCUAUAUACAAUAAAUUAUUUGUUUCGCCGCACAACGUCACUUAC
Messenger RNA from Gilbertella persicaria, 963 nucleotides. Its product is annotated as GDSL lipase/esterase. Gene Ontology annotation, molecular function: hydrolase activity, acting on ester bonds. Lineage: Eukaryota; Fungi; Mucoromycota; Mucoromycetes; Mucorales; Choanephoraceae. The record is from RefSeq and is a predicted model, not a curated record. The transcript has a single exon. Bases 4 to 903 code for a protein of 299 amino acids.